GUUGUUAGGUGGCUGGCCUUAUACAAGGCUCCCACCCGCCAAACAUCCCCUCAGCCAACCUUGCCUGUAUAGCUGUACUGUGGUCCUCACCCGCCUAAAUCAAAACCGUGCUUAAUACUCACCGUAGUACACAACAACAAUGCCCAAGGACACCACCAAAACCAAGCGCAAGGCUGCAGGUAAAUCAGAGGGAAAGGCAACCAAGGCUAAGGCUGCCAAGGCCAAGGGUGCUCCUAAACGGGCGCUCUCCGCGUACAUGUUCUUCAGUCAGGAUUGGAGGGAAAGAAUCAAGACUGAGAACCCAGAUGCUGGUUUCGGUGAGGUUGGCAAACUACUAGGCGCCAAGUGGAAGGAGCUUGACGAGGAGGACAAGCAGCCUUAUAUCGAAUUGGCAGCCAAGGACAAGACAAGGGCGGAGGAGGAGAAGGCAUCCAUGGCUGCCACCAAAUCUUCAGCAAAAGAGAAAAGUGAUGGGGAAGAACCAGCCGAUGAAGAGGAAGAUUAAUGCCGCAUCACCUGUUUCCUUGUACAUAUGAAGGCACUGUUCGCUUUCUUCUAACAUAAUUGUCAUAAGUCGUUUUGAUGUCAGUUGAGUAUAUUAACUUCCUAUGCGAAACA
This is a messenger RNA of Suillus discolor, 618 nucleotides long. RefSeq names its product high mobility group box domain-containing protein. The coding region runs from base 140 to 505 and encodes 121 amino acids. The record is from RefSeq and is a predicted model, not a curated record. The transcript is spliced from 6 exons. Lineage: Eukaryota; Fungi; Basidiomycota; Agaricomycetes; Boletales; Suillaceae.